Haemonchus placei is the source of this 1167-nucleotide messenger RNA. Lineage: Eukaryota; Metazoa; Nematoda; Chromadorea; Rhabditida; Trichostrongylidae. The record is from the annotation of a GenBank genome assembly.
AUGCAUCCGCAAAUCUUCUUUAUUAUCGUUCAUCAGUCAGUGGUGAUGACUUUGGCUAUACUCGGUAAUUUAUUCCUGAUUUUCGUCAUAUUCCGUGGUAAUCAUGCAGUGAGGAGGCGUAUAUCACCUGUACAGCUUCUACUAUUGCACACUUGCGCUGCCGAUUUGCUCUUCGCCCUGGUCACAUUAGGCACCGAGAUACUGACACUGCUUUCCUAUCCACACUUUGGCGGCUCGGAUUGGUUAUGCAAAGCAAUGCGAUAUGGUCAAGUGCUACCUCUCUACGCGAGUCCUUUCCUCCUGGUGGCCAUCAGCGCCGAUCGCUAUCAGGCCAUUUGCCGUCCGCUGGCAAAUAUUCGCUCGUCAAGAUUCCGACGACCGAACUGUUUCGCCGCAGUCGCCUGGAUACUGGCUCUACUCUUCUCAAUACCGCAGCUAUUCAUCUGGAGAAAAAAGCAAAAUGGUGAAUGUGCAACUUUCUAUGGCAACAAAUCACACUUCCUGAAAAACCUCUACGUGAUCGGUUUCAAUACAAUCGCAUGGCUUCUUCCUUCUAUAUUCGCAGCAUUUUUCUAUUAUUGUGUCUGCAAAGCUGUGUGGAUGUCACGAUCAAAAGCAGCGACACAUCAGCAAGCGAACAAAAUGGAAGUGAAGAAAAGCGAUGUGACACAGGACUAUAUCAAUCGACUGCGAAAAAAGUCGUGCGGCCAUCGUCGCCAAAACUCCGAGUUUGACCGCAAACGAGUACAAACAGUGCGGCUAACCAUGACCAUCAUUGCCACCAAUUUCUUCCUAUGGAUGCCAUUUUGUCUAGUAAACAUGAUCCAAGCAUUCAAACCAGGUCCAACGCUAAGUAUCUACGUGAUGAUCCUCGGAAAUCUCAAUUCCUGUGUUAAUCCUUGGGUAUACAUCUUAUUCAAUCGUUCCCAAGCUGUCAAAGCACUGUGUGGACGGCGAGCGAUGGGUCAGUCGGAGGGUCCGUUUUCAUCAAUUCAUCAUCGUGCUUCAUUUCAUCUUAUCAGUUCAGGUUAUUCCACACAUCGGAGUGAAACCGACAUGCUAUCCUCCAGUCGACGAUCAGAGUUCAAGUUUUCCGUUGGCAAUUCACUAGCGCCCCUUACGCCCGACGACAUAAGAGUACUUUCAUUAAAUAUAUUUAUUAUAUAA